This is a messenger RNA of Plasmodium vivax (malaria parasite P. vivax), 1500 nucleotides long. RefSeq lists its product as hypothetical. The transcript has 3 exons. The record is from RefSeq and is a predicted model, not a curated record. Lineage: Eukaryota; Apicomplexa; Aconoidasida; Haemosporida; Plasmodiidae. The coding region runs from base 1 to 1116 and encodes 371 amino acids.
AUGUCGGUAAAAAACAAAAUGCACAUGAACCAACUGAACAAAACUCUAUUUAGGGAAAAUUAUAAAAUUAAAAGAAACUCGAGAGAGGAUAUAGAAUUGAUGGAAACCAUCGAAAACUUUAGCGACGAUAUCAUGUUGAAUAACGACUCCUUUGACAGCAACACAUGCACAAAGUCGUCCACGAAAAAGGCUAAUGACAAGGGGAAUGAGAAAAAUAAAACUGACGCUAAUUUGAAGAACUUGAAGAAAAAAAAUGGGACUGGUAACAAUGGUCACGGCGGGGGCGGCAGUGGUGGCACCGACGGCAGCAACGGUAAUAGUAACAGCAAUCACAACAGCGGAGCCACAAAUAGCAACAGCAACAGCAACAGCAAGAGUGGCAACAAAAAGGAACAGAAGUUUUUUGCAAACAUUCCGCAGAUUUACGAAACGCAUGACACGAGUGUGAAGGAGGAACUGCACUCAGAUCCCAACAACGAGGAAGACGGCGUGAUGUACAUCCUUUCCAAUGUCAUGGCUGUACUGUACAUAAUCGUGGCGAUAGUGACCAUCCUGCACCUGCACCUGGACGAGGACCACGCGAUCAUCAAGGCCAUCAGCGCACUGAAGCUCCGAUUUGUCGCCCUGAUAAAGGACGUGCCGGCUUUCAAAAAUUUAAUGAUCACCGUGGCGCUGAUAAACGUCAAAAUUAACACCCUGCUGGAGGAGGGGAUGGCCAAGUGGAACAUCUUCAAGCCGUACAUAGAAGCACUCAAACCGCUGAACACAGAAUUCACAGUUCUGUUUACCAUUUUAAUCCUCAUGUUCUUCACGGCAAUCUCCAUCCUGAGCAUAAUCCAUGGAAUUAUAAAUAUGAAAAAUGACAAAAUUCUGAUGGAAAAGGAGAGCAGUGUAUUUGUAACGAACAAAAUGACGAUGGAAGAAUAUGAAGAUAAAUCGUUUACGUAUAGCGAGCUAGCCAAACUGCAUGGCGAUAAGGAUUAUAUUUGUUUAAAAAAUAAAAGGGCAGGGGAGGGUAUUGAGUCGUGGAACUGGCAAGUGAGAAAAAUGAAGAACGAAAAUAAUGACAAGGAUAUAUGCAGUGAUAUUGAACUUUCUGAUGGGGGGGAAAAUUAACUCGCUCGCUGUGCCGGUGGGGUGGUGGUGACGCACCUCAGUCUUUUCUGCGUUUGUACCUAUGUGUAAUGACCCCGCAUGGGAUGACCCCACAUGGGAUGACCCCACGUGAGUUAUGUAUCUGCCCGUCUGCUUAGCAAUGCAUGCCCUCAUUUGUGGACGGCUCCACCUCUUUGCGGCCCCUCCCCCCAAUUUGUUAAAUAUUUGAAACUCUGAUUUAAUGUUUAGUCGCUGUUUACAACUUUUUAAAUGGCGUUUUAUUUCCCCCUUCUUGAAUUCGCCAAGUGUGCAUUUUGCGUCAGUCCGAAAGCGUUCCGCAUGUGCAACUGUGCAUGCGUGGACUCGUCAGCAGAGAGGAAAGGUGUGUUGACACUCAAAAGUGCA